ACAUUUGCCCAUUGAUUCAUCUCUCGUCCAGUGCUGGUCUUUUCCCCCGAGAGCACUCUUCCUUUCUUUACAUUUCGUGCACCACACGCUCAGAAUCAAAAUUACUCAAAAAUAGGGGGCCUGCAUGACACGCGAGGCCCAAUUGAUGUAACCAGCAGAAACUGCGGUGGGGAAGGAUGCAUCCAUCACCUAAGAAGCUAAUAUCGUCACCCUGCUCUCAUCGCGAUUUAGGUCUCUGUGAUUGGGAACAGCCAAUGAUGAGCAGCCACCCUCAUGCGACUGACUUGCGAACAACGUGUUGGCACUGUGAUUUUUGGAUUCACUUGCACAACAGGUUUUCAUUAGUUCACAUUAUGAGGCGACAAUGCUAUUGUGAGGAAAUGACGAAGAUUUUCAGACUAGGGGAGGAAAAGGAAUCCUCGUCUGAGCUGAAAAGUCUACAUCUUUCAAGAGUAUUAGGUGCUUAGUCGUUGAUAGGACUCGGUUCUCGAAAGAACCUGCAAUCUCUGCAGAAGCUUUGGAAUUCGGAACCACGAAAAACUUCAAACAUUGACGAGGGGAACAGUGUGGCGACUGAGAGAAGCAGAAAACCGAAGCAUUGAAUAUCGACGAUACUGGGUGGAGAGCGUGGCUUAAGUUGCUGGGACUAGUCACUUUCUGCUGUUAUUCGGGCUUUAACAGUAGUUGGAGAUGAUUGACCUCUUACUGAUGUUGUCGUUUCUACAGGGUCAUGCACGAGAGUAAUUUGUCACAAAGAUUGACAUAUUCAUCAAGUUACGCCGAUCAAUUUAGUAGAAUCGUGAAAGAAGAGUCGAGACAGGCUGAAUUUGUCAAGUUUGUCCUCGUGCGUGUUAACGGGCCAUGCUGAGCAGAACAAUGAAAAUGGUCGAGAAACGAUGGAACCAUGCGGAAAGUACCAAUGUGUACGCAGAUUUUAGCGAAUACUAUAAUGUGGGAAAAUAUGAGAUUGAUGGCGGCAGAAUACAGUGGGAAGAAAUGCAUGUCAGGAAAGAGUAUACUGUUGCAGAAGUUUUAGAACAGUAAGAGACGAUUCGCUUCUAAUUCAGCUCUUAUGAAGCCAUGACAUUCUGAAACUUGGAACAGUCCGCAUUUUGUGUGACGAAUAUUUUUCGAAUAUUUCAGCGAGUAUUUGUGUAAUCCGAAUGGGUAGGACACAUGUGGGGUGCUGGAAGCAGAGGAUAAAAAUUGUCAAAUUGAAAGCGAUUUAUAAAAACUUGAAGGUGCGCAUCUUGAGAAGUUCCCAAUUAAGAAUUUU
This is a messenger RNA of Marchantia polymorpha subsp. ruderalis, 1276 nucleotides long. The record is from the annotation of a GenBank genome assembly. NCBI's taxonomy places the organism in Eukaryota, Viridiplantae, Streptophyta, Marchantiopsida, Marchantiales, Marchantiaceae.